AUGCCUGCACUCUGCCAUUGCCCCUGCCUGGACACGGCGUUCCAGCACGGACCCCACUCCGUUAACAUUCUGGUGCACAGCUGUCACUGCCCACCUGGGGGAAGGAGAUUUGUCUUCGAUAAAAAGAACAAAUAUGAACCACUUGAUAGUCUGCCAAAGACUUUAGAGAAUCAGAUAUUGCUUCAUUUAAGAUCAGUAAUAAACAGUGGACUCGUAACUGAAAUAUGUAGUCAAAAUAGUCCUGUUCUAAAACUUUAACUGGAAAUUGCAGUAAUGAAUAAUUUUGUUGGAGUAGGAUUGGCAUCUAGUCAAGACAAUAAUUUGUGCACUGUAAAUCUAGGAGAGACUUUGUUAGAUGGCUUUAAGUAUCCACUUAACAUUGAAAAUCAAAUUACAGUGGUAAAAGUUGAAGUACAUCCAUGUAGAAACAACAGCUGUGAUGAAUAUCUUGAAAAGUACAAGGAAUUAAAUCUUUCAGAAGAAUCUGAACAUAUGGAGUCACCUUGUCUGCCUUCAAAUUGUAUCCACUUUCUUUCUUCUGUAUCAAUGCUGCAUUAAAAUUUCAGUCUUCCAACUUCAAACAUUUCCUCUCCUGAAGGAACAGUCAAUGAAAAUGUUGAAAUUAUGCCAGUAAUAUUAAAACAUUUUGGUGAUAUCUGUGGUUUACCUCAGACUAGUGCUUCUGUGUAUGAUGAAAUAGUUGUCUGCCUGUUGGAAGUAGGUACUCAAAUACUGUGAGAAACAGUUGGCACACAAAACCUAAAACUAGUUCCUCUAAUUCCUGAGUAUCAUGACCAAAAUAAUUAUCUUCAAUUGGGUUAUUUUCAUGUGGUCAGGUUUUCAUUCUUGGUUACUUUUGCAAUGAGCAAAACAUUUCUCAUAAUCGAGCCAUUUUUGUUUAAGGCCUGUCUUGAUAGAAACCCAGAAGCUUUCUUACCAAAGACUGGGAAAAGGAAACUAGGAGAAAUUAAACAUAACCAUAACAAAGGAUGUAAUUGCAAGUGCUCAGAAUGCCUCAAGAAUUAUUGUGAGUGUUACCUGGAUAAAAUUAUGUGUUCUCCUAUUUGCAAAUGAAUUGGUUGCAAAAAUCAUUAAGAAAGUCCAGAUGAAUAAAAACAGUUGAAUGUGUGAAACUACAUGGACCUUGGAAUCAAUGAAGGGAACAGCCCAGUUUUGACAUCAACAUUUAAAAUGUUACCAAAACUGAAGAAAGAUGGGUGA
This is a messenger RNA of Manacus vitellinus (golden-collared manakin), 1221 nucleotides long. RefSeq names its product tesmin. The record is from RefSeq and is a predicted model, not a curated record. Gene Ontology annotation, cellular component: nucleus. Gene Ontology annotation, biological process: regulation of DNA-templated transcription. Lineage: Eukaryota; Metazoa; Chordata; Aves; Passeriformes; Pipridae.